Messenger RNA from Priapulus caudatus, 239 nucleotides. RefSeq names its product chitin-binding lectin 1-like. NCBI's taxonomy places the organism in Eukaryota, Metazoa, Priapulida, Priapulimorpha, Priapulimorphida, Priapulidae. The record is from RefSeq and is a predicted model, not a curated record.
UAGCGCUCCGUAGUGCAGCCAGUAGCAGUAGCGUAGCUAGUAGCUCAGUUAGCAGUAGCGUGCAAGUAGCAGUACAGAGCAGUAGCGCAGUAGCAGCUCCCCUCCCAUCAGCCUGCCCUCCCCCAGUCCCUCUCCCCCCGCCUCCCCCCUUCGCCCCAGCAUCUCCUCCCGUCCCAUGUAUAUCCCUUCCCAGCCCCUCCCGUUCCAGCCUCCCCUUCCCCAGCCUCCCCCUUCCCCCA